CCUACUCUCCUAUGUACGAUCAGCCCAAAUCACUAUUCCCAACUCUAUCAAUCCGUCUCGGUCACUUUACAUAUCACCAGGUUACCAAGCACAGGGGUGUUCGAUCCUGUAUAUAUUUGCUUGCCAGUGACUGCUUCUCUCCUCUCAAUAUGUCUGACCAGAGCAUUUCAAUCAUACCACUCUCAUCAUCCUCAUUGUUCAUCUCCGAUUACUAUCUGAUAGUAUCCCACUCCACUCAGAGAGUGCCUUGACGACACAAUGGCUACCCUCCGUCAAUAUAUCGAUUUGCGAGCUGCCGCGAGGGAGGACGUGACCAGAGCCCACACCCAACCCGACGGUGGCUCAUCCUCCGGCUCCUCCACUCCGGACGAGAAGGAGACGGUGCUCAUUCCUGGUGUUGAACUCUCGCGCCCCUCUGAGCGAGAUGGCUCCGUCACCUAUGUCGUGGGCUGGAAGGAAGGCGAUCCCCUGAACCCGCAGAACUGGACGCGUGCCAGGAAGUGGUUCUGUACCGCAACGGUCUGUCUCAUCGCCUUGGCUGUCAGUAUCCCGGGUACCAUCGAUGCUCCUAUUUCCGCUGCCUUCAACGAGAAGUACCAUGUCGGUGAAAUCGCCGGUACCAUGGUCACCGGAAUGUAUCUCAUUGGGGUGGGUGUGGGCUCCCUGUUCGCCGGACCCUUCUCGGAAACUUUUGGUCGCAACUCAGUCUACUUCAUCACCCUGAUUAUCUUCAUGCUGUUCAUCCUGGCUAAGGCCUUGGCUCCCAACUAUGGUGCUGCCAUCGUCUUCCGCUUCAUCCAGGGUUUCUUUGGCGCUGCCCCCUUGACUGUCGGUGGUGGUACCGUGGGUGAUAUCUGGGGUCCUCUCGAUGUCACCUUCAGCUUGCCGUUCGUGACCAUGGCCUCGUACUCCGGUCCCAUUCUGGGUCCCAUCAUCGGUGCCUACAUCCCUGCCGACAAGUCCAACUGGACUGACUGGAUCUCUCUCAUCAUUGCUGGUGCUGUGCUCGUCUUCGUCGCUCUGUUCCAGCCUGAGACCUACGGUCCCACCUUGUUGUCCUGGAGGGCCAAGCACCUGCGGGCUGCCACCGGCGACUCCCGCUACCAAGUCGACGAGUCUGCUUCCACCAGCUCGCUGGGCAGCCGUCUCAUCGUCAACGUCUACCGCCCAUUCCAGAUGACUCUGACGGAACCCAUCGUCCUGCUCUUCUCCUUCUACCUGAUCCUGCUCUACAUUGUCCUGUUCACCUUCCUAAACGGUUUCCCCUUCAUCUUCACGCAGACUUACGGCAUCUCCAACUCGCUCACCUUCAUCAUCUGGGUGGCCAUGCUGGCGGGUGAUGCUGUUGCCAUUAUGCUCAUUCCGCUGAUCUACGGCUGGACCAAGAAGGCGGCGGUCAAGGCUGCGACCAACGGUACCGCUCUGCAGGCUGAGGUUUCCCUGUACUGGGCCAUGGUGGGUGGUUCUUUCUUGAUGCCGAUCUCCUUGUUCUGGAUGGGCUGGACCUGUUACUCCGACAUCAGCAUCUGGUCUCCGAUCAUCGCGACUUUCGUGUUCGGAUACUCCCUGGUCACCAUCUUCACGGCGACGUACCUGUACAUCGUCUUCGUGUACACCGUCUACGCCGGUUCCGCUCUUGGCUUCAUGACCUUCAGUCGUUAUGUCAUCUCGGGUGCCCUGCAGCCCGCCUCGAUCCCGAUGUACCAGCACAUGACUCCUCACUGGGUGCUCACCCUGGUCGGUAUCCUGGCCACCAUCAUGGCUCCCAUGCCCUUCCUGCUCUACAAGUACGGUCACCAGAUCCGUGCCAUGUCCAAGAACGUGCAGAACAAGGCCUAAACGACUGCUGGCGGCACCACCACACCACCAAGCAAACAUUGACAAGCGUGCGCACGCACCAAUCCAGCGCACCAAACCAACCAACCCACCCAACCACCAAGUUCAAUGCCAACCUGGUAGAGAUAUACAUGCAUAGAUCGGGGAAGCCGGUGAGGGAGUAAGACCAACUUUCCACCGUAUAAUUGGCGAUUUCCUUUUUCCUUUACUCUGAGACCCCCACCCCCAAAUUUGGCUUGACAGUUUGUGACUUCUGAUUCCCUUCUAAUUUUGCAUAUAUCCAUAUGUGCGAAGAGCAAAAUGUUUGGUUUUAAUUCUUUGGAGACGACUGAAUUUGAUGUGGAUUGUUUUUUUUUACUGACUGGAUUGAUGAACACGACAUGCGAUGAGAACUCAUGGUCUUUAUUUAAUGAAAUGAAAGAGUUGGAUUGACUGCAAGAUACCUUAGACUGGCUUUUGUAUGGUAUGAUUAUAGGGUGACCAUGAAAUCUGUUUG
Messenger RNA from Aspergillus homomorphus CBS 101889, 2332 nucleotides. RefSeq names its product MFS general substrate transporter. The record is from RefSeq and is a predicted model, not a curated record. Lineage: Eukaryota; Fungi; Ascomycota; Eurotiomycetes; Eurotiales; Aspergillaceae. Gene Ontology annotation, biological process: transmembrane transport. Bases 259 to 1839 code for a protein of 526 amino acids. Gene Ontology annotation, molecular function: transmembrane transporter activity. The transcript is spliced from 3 exons.